AUGGGCUUACUUUCCGAAGGGAGUCCCUUGGACUGGGAGGAGACGAAGAGACUGUCCGAUCACGUGCGCAAGCAUGGGGUUAUUCAAUUUAUUAACCUGUACAAGAGACUGCGCGACAGGCAAGGGGAUAUCCUCAAAUGGGGUGACGAGGUAGAAUACAUGCUCAUAAAAUUUGACGAUGAAGCAAAGACUGCAAAACUCAGUUUAAGAGGCAUGGAAAUAUUAAAAAUUUUAAAUGAGAAAGAAACUGAAGAUCCAAAUAAUGUAAAAUCACUCUGGAGACCAGAAUAUGGUGCUUACAUGCUUGAAGGAACUCCGGGAAAACCUUAUGGGGGAUUAUUAGCUCAUUUCAAUGUCGUCGAAGCAAAUAUGCGCUACCGAAGGCAAGAAGCAACAAAACUACUUCAGCCAAAUGAAGUUUUGAUGUCGUUAACCGUUUUUCCAAGAGUAGGAGCGCCCGAUUUCACCGAUCCCUCCAGUUAUCCAACGCCGGACACUGGUGCUUCGAGGAGCUUAUUUUUUCCUGACGAAGCCAUAUAUCCCGGUCACCCACGUUUCAAGACACUGACCAGAAACAUCAGGCAACGACGCGAAGAAAAAGUUGCGAUAAACAUUCCUAUUUACAGGGAUGAAAACGUGCCACUAUUAUUUAAGGAAGAUCUUGCCAGCUUAGGAGACGAUGGCUCCUCCGCUAAAGCAGCUAGAGAUAAUCACAUUUACAUGGACGCGAUGGGUUUCGGAAUGGGAUGUUGUUGCUUGCAGCUCACCUUUCAAGCGUGUAACAUACAAGAAGCGAGGACACUCUACGAUCAACUGACACCCUUGUGUCCAAUUAUGUUGGCUCUGACCGCGGCCAGUCCGUUUUAUCGAGGCUACGUGAGCGACGUCGAUUGUCGAUGGAGCGUCAUAUCGUCGUCGGUAGAUUGCAGAACGCAAGAGGAACGUGGCUUGAAACCACUCAAGGAGAACAAGUUUAUAAUCGGCAAAUCUCGGUACGAUUCGAUCGAUUCGUACCUCAGCGAACAAGGUGAAAAGUAUAACGAUGUCCCUUUGACAUACGACGACGAGAUAUACAAGCAGCUGUUGGACAAUGGGAUCGAUCAUUUGCUCGCGCAACACAUCGCUCACUUGUUCAUUAGAGACAGCGUCUCGUUAUUCUCCGAGAAAGUGCAUCAGAACGAUCAGGAAGAUACCGAUCAUUUCGAGAAUAUACAGUCGACAAACUGGCAGACGAUGCGUUUUAAACCGCCACCUCCAAACUCCUCUAUCGGCUGGCGCGUAGAAUUCCGUCCAUGCGAGGUACAAAUCACGGACUUUGAGAAUGCCGCGAUAGUCUGUUUCACGGUGCUACUGACAAGGGUCAUUCUGAGCUACAAGUUAAAUCUGCUGAUUCCAAUCAGCAAGGUCGAUCAGAAUAUGGCCAAGGCACAGAAGAGGGACGCGGUUAAAACGGACAAGUUUUGGUUUCGUCGUGACAUCACCUCGGACGUGAAAUCUGACGGCGGCCCAUCGGAGUACACGGAAUUUACAAUAAAUGAGAUUAUCAAUGGAAAGGAUGGCGGUUUUCCUGGCCUCGUACCCCUAGUGAAUUCGUAUCUCGCUAACAUGGACGUAGAUGCCGAUACACACUGCACCAUUCAAAGGUACAUCAAAUUGAUACAGAAACGAGCGUCCGGGGAGCUCCUGACUACCGCCGCCUGGCUGAGGAAGGAGAUCGUGUCGCACCCUGAAUACAAGCACGACUCCGUGAUAACGCAACGCAUAAAUUACGAUUUACUAAAGAAGAUCGACGGUAUCGUUUCCAACGAGGUCUCGUGCCCAGAGUUACUUGGACAAUGCGUGUCGUCCAAAACUACGGACACUAUACCCGCCGCUGUCGCGAAAGCAGAAAAUUGUCCAACGGCCAACUGUUAACGAUAACGAUAACGAUAUUAUUAUUCACAUUUCACAUUUCAUGUGAAAUCACUUCGGUCGAAUAUCGUUUUCGUUUACAACGUUAUUAUAUUUAAUAGUUUAAUCCUAAUUAGAUGAAUACGUUUCCGUAAUUUACUAUCGAAACAAUGCGCGAAAGGAACAAAAGAAUGGCAUAAAAUGGCUUUGCAAUUUUCUAUUUGUAAUUUUCUAUUCUAUUUGUUACGAUAUAUUACUUUUAUUCGUCAAGUAUAAAAAGAGAGCGUUCAAACUUUUAAAAAGUCAAGCGCAGUAUUGAGUACACGUAUAGAUGGAAAUUUAAUGGAAAGUAUUACAAAUAUAACGAGAAGCCACAUUCCAUAAACUGGAUCUAUAUCCGACUCGUUUGAACAGAUUGCUUAAAAUUAUUGUUACUAUUAUGUAUCGUUGUUAAGAAUAUAUGUUGAAAACGUUUCUAAUUGAAGAAACAUUAAGUUUGAUUAUAUUAUUAGUACAUGUAUCAGUAAUGCGGUGUACGUGUAAUUAAGAUUAAUAGAAGUUUCGGUACCCCAUUUUAUGAUUUUUAAUAAGAUUUUGUUCUUUUUCAUAACCUUUAUUAGUAACGUUAUUUAACAUUCACUAAUGCAUUUUGUUCUUAUACCAAGUAUAAAUGGUAAUUAGUUAUACACGCGAGUAGUUACACACGCUACGCUUGAUCGCGAUUCUACAAUCCGUAAAUGACUUUUCUCAAACUUUUUCAACAAAGUAGAUUGUACUCGAAGAACGUAACGCACGUUUUUUACGCGCGUAAAAUAUAUAUUUUGUGCUAUAUAUUACAUACGUGUACGUGUACGUGUACGUGUACGUGUAUAUUAUAAUAUUAUAAUAUUUGAAGCAUUACGAAAAAUGGCUGAACAGAGAGAUAUCAAUGACGUUAAGCCAAAAAUUAACUAAAUUCAAAAGAUUGAAAAUUCGACGAUUCUUCGCGAAGUUACGAUCGUUGGAAUUUAGCGAAUUUUACGUCGAAGAAUCUAGAUGAUGGAAUUAUUUUAGAAAUUUGUUUCAUUCGUUAAAUUGCAACUAAAGAAUCAUUUACACGUAGGUUGAACAAAAACCGUUGUAUGGAAUAAGUUUUCGAAAACGUCGAACAAAAGUAGACAACUAUUUUAAAGAUUUGAAACGUAAAUCUUUAUCAAAAUUGGGGAUUAUUUUUUUUUUAGGGAAAAAGAUUAGUAAAAUAUUAGUCAACUAUUCUUAAAACAAAAACGAUCGUUGAUGCACAUUCCCAUCAUCAACUGCGAUGAAAUAUCUAUCAAACGAGCUACACGUCACAGUGACCGAAACAGAUGAUAGUUUGAAGAAUCGAAAGAAGACGCUGCGCGAGAAAAAGAGAGAGCUUCCUAAUACGAAUUAAAAAUGGUCUUUUUUUUCUUUAACACAAUUAGCUACGCUUGAUUCGCGUGAUUAUAGAAUUGCGUGAUGUUACGUUAAAUAUCGAUUCCUUAGGAAUGGGAAGAAUUUGUAAAACUUAAGGAAUAAGUAUUCCUUAAAUAGAUGUAAGUAAAUAUUGGAGCAAAUUUUCAGUCAGUGUGGACGCUUCCCAUAGAACGAAAUAUUUGACGUUUAUGAUAAUCUUUAUAGAUAAUUAUCUUUUCAUAACGAAACAGAGCAGUUUUGGAUCACGUUCAAUGAUACUCUGCUGAAUGAUGCUCUUUUGUGACAAACGUACAAAUAGUCAGUAGACUAUUUACGAUAGAAUCGUAAAAUGAAACGCAAACAUAAAAAUGAAACAUGAAAAUUGAAGUAGUUUGGUAAUAAAGCGUGGACGGAUUAAAUAGGGACGUAAUAAUAAACGUGUACUUGAUAGAUAUUAAUAUAAAUUGUACAAAACUGAGACAGUCUGUCUAACAAGAAGGUGAUAAUUAAAAAAUGAUUGUAAAAAUAUGAAAAAAUACAUACAUGGUACCAUACUUGAUGAAUAUAUUGAUACGUAAUAUUGAA
This is a messenger RNA of Ooceraea biroi (clonal raider ant), 3891 nucleotides long. It is a transcript of the gene Gclc, whose product is annotated as glutamate--cysteine ligase. The record is from RefSeq and is a predicted model, not a curated record. Gene Ontology annotation, molecular function: glutamate-cysteine ligase activity. Lineage: Eukaryota; Metazoa; Arthropoda; Insecta; Hymenoptera; Formicidae. Gene Ontology annotation, biological process: glutathione biosynthetic process. Gene Ontology annotation, cellular component: glutamate-cysteine ligase complex.